Molecule: messenger RNA, 1674 nt
Organism: Aspergillus steynii IBT 23096
Lineage: Eukaryota; Fungi; Ascomycota; Eurotiomycetes; Eurotiales; Aspergillaceae
Gene: erg6
Product: sterol 24-C-methyltransferase
Exons: 3
Coding region: 114-1247 (377 amino acids)
Biological process (GO): ergosterol biosynthetic process
Cellular component (GO): endoplasmic reticulum
Molecular function (GO): sterol 24-C-methyltransferase activity
Source: RefSeq, a predicted model, not a curated record
GUGGUCUGCGAAAUACAAAUUGCCCUCCGAGUCCCUCCACUCCUUCGCUUCUUUCCGACAUUCUUUUUCACCACAUCCACCGCCCCUUUUCACAUCACCAAUCGCUCUUCACAAUGGCCCCUACCGCUUUGGAAAAGGAAGACCACGCGCGUGAUGCGCAGUUCAACAAGGCCAUGCACGGCAAGUCCUCUCAGGCGCAGGGUGGUUUCGCCGCCAUGCGUGGAAAGGACGCUGCCGCGCAGAAGGCUGCUGUCGAUGAAUACUUCAAGCACUGGGACAACCAGGAUGCUGCCGACGAGACCGAGGAAACUCGCGCUGCCCGUCGUGCCGAAUAUGCCACCUUGACCAGACACUACUACAACCUUGCCACCGACUUCUACGAAUACGGAUGGGGUACCUCGUUCCACUUCUGCCGAUUCGCCUACGGCGAGCCUUUCUACCAGGCCAUCGCUCGCCACGAACACUACCUCGCUCACCAGAUGGGCAUCAAGUCCGGCAUGAAGGUGCUUGAUGUCGGCUGCGGUGUUGGCGGUCCCGCUCGUGAGAUCGUCAAAUUCUCCGACGCCAACGUCGUUGGUCUGAACAACAACGACUACCAGAUCGAGCGUGCCACCCGCUACGCCGAGCGCGAGGGUCUCAGCGACAAGCUGAGCUUCGUCAAGGGUGAUUUCAUGCAGAUGAGCUUCCCCGACAACUCGUUCGACGCCGUCUACGCUAUCGAGGCUACUGUUCACGCUCCCGAGCUCGUUGGCGUCUACAAGGAGAUCAUGCGUGUGCUGAAGCCCGGCGGUAUCUUCGGCGUGUACGAGUGGCUCAUGACCGACGAGUACAACAACGACAACCCUGAGCACCGCAAGAUCCGUCUCGGUAUCGAGCAGGGCGAUGGUAUCUCCAACAUGGUCCGUGUCUCCGAGGGACUGGACGCCAUCAAGAACGCCGGCUUCGAGCUGCUCCACCACGAGGAUCUGGCGGACCGUGACGACUCCAUCCCCUGGUACUUCCCUCUGGCCGGAUCCUUCAAGCACAUGUCCUCGCCCUGGGAUUUCCUCACCAUCGCUCGCAUGACCUGGUGGGGCCGUGGUAUCGCUCACCGCUUCGUCGGCGCCAUGGAGAAGGUCGGUCUCUUCCCCAAGGGCUCGCAGAAGACUGCCGACAGUCUGGCCCUGGCCGGUGACUGCCUGGUCGCCGGUGGUGAGAAGAAGCUCUUCACUCCCAUGUACCUCAUGGUGGGCCGCAAGCCCGAGUAAAUUCAUUUCAUCUCCACCUCAUAUCCUAACCUCAAAAUCCUCAUGUGAAACGCCCUGUCCUGUACAAAAACCACGGUUUCCUCUGAUUUGUACCAGCAUCCUCUUCAUCCUCCUUAUUAUAGAUUUGGCGGUCUAAAUUCUUUAAUCUCGUGUCUCUUUUCUUCUCUUCUUUUUUUCUUUCUUCGAUCUCGCUCUGGGCGAUUCAUCUUCUGGUUCUCAACUGUUGUUAUUAUUUGCAUACCGCCAUCGGAUGCUAUGCUUGUAUGCUUUGUGUUUCAUUUGCGAUUUUCCUUUUGUCCAAUAUCCUACGAAUCACUGCUGUGUAUGUACAUGUGCCCACGGUGAUGAUUGACUUGCGUUAUCUUUCUGUUUCUCUACCGUUCUUCGGUAAAGAUAGUCUGUAAUGUGAGUGAGUCAUGAACGAAAG